AUGGACGACCGCAGUGCCCUCACCGAACUGCAGCGCCAGUUUGAGAUCCUUCGGAAGCAACAGGAGAGGAGACACCUGGACCUGAAGAAGAAUUUCCCGCUUGGAAAUACAGAAGACCUGGGACUGUCUAGACAACAUGUUCCAUCUGAUACAGCAGACAACAGACUAAAGAACAAGAACGAGAUCUUAACUUUACUCCACAGACUAAAGAACAAGAACGAGAUCUUAACUUUACUCCACAGACUAAAGAAUGAAAAUGAGAUCUUAAUGGACCAACUGCACACCCUGAAGGAUGAGAACGGCAAACUGCUGAGACUCGUGAGCGAAAAGGAUUUUGAACUCAAACACAUUCAGAAGACGAGAGAGGAGGAGAGACUGGCGUUCACUGGCACAUCGGGGCUGGCGGGUGACGCAGCCGCGGUCAAGAUCGUUGAACUGUCCAAGAAAAACAGGGAGCUGACGGCAGAAAUUGAGCGUGAGAGGGUCAAGUCAAAACAGAAGAGCAACGGCAUCAAAGAACUUGAGAAAGAGUUACAGAAUGCUCUGAUUAAUCCUGGGAGCAGUCAAACAAAGUCCCAGUCCGUUCAGGAUUCUGAGGAGCAGGGGAGCCCUUUGGUGAAGUCUCUCCAGGACAAACUGGCCGCUGCGCUCCUCAAAGUGUCUGAAUACCGCAACCAGGUGCAGGCUGUCAAACAGGAGCUGAGAAUAGCACACAAGGUUUUGUGCAGUGAGGUUGGAGAGGAGAUCAACCUGCAGCAGGUGCUGAGCUGUCCCGGGAGCUUCAGGGGCCGAACGCAGCACAUUCUGGCACUACAGACCAGGGUUCGUGAUCUGGAGCAGCAGCUGAUCCAGGCAACCCAACGCCGAUCCCCAAGCCUCAAAAGUCUGGACGAGCCCGAAUUUUUAGGCUCCCUGAAAAAAACUCUCCCACAAGAACGGAACCUGAAUUACAUCCGUGCCAUUGAAAAAGAGAAGCGGGAGAUGUUUGAGAAGAUUUCAGCCGAUUAUGAGGCUCUGCUCAAAGACUACGAGGAUGUGAAGAAAAAGCUGGAGGCCUCAAAAGCCCGAAACAAGUCCCUGUCAUCUGAACAAAAAAAUGCCAAAAGUCAGAUUCACACUCUUCUGGACAAGGGGAAGCAUGAUGAUGAACUAGUGGAUGCUCUGCUGAAGCAGCAGGCUCAGAUGCAGGACGCUCUCAAGCACCUGAGUCUUCAGCAGAGCCAACAGAGCCAGAAUGCUGACCCCGCCUCCUCUUCCUCCAGGUCUACACCCGCCUCCGAGCCCUCCUCCUCCUCCCACACCUCCACAGCUCUGGUGCACAAGCUGCGACAGGUGGUGGCAGAGAAAGACGCCCAGAUCCAACAGCUCAAGAGGCCAAUGCUGUCCUUAUAUAGGGAAGAAGCUGUGUCCAGUCAGUCCUUCAUCUGCAGUACAGGACCUUCUCCAAGAGAUGGCGACCUCCUCAAGCAAAACGCACCUGCUACAUCUGUGUCUAAAUUUGGUCAUAAACUGGUUCUGCCUGCGGUGGGGAGCAGCGCACUAUUCACCUCACUGGCUUCCACCUGCCCAAAGUGUUGUGCUGACGUGAGCUCCCUCAUCCUCCACUCCCCUGAGUAUAAAGCCCUAUACGCCGAGAAGGAGCACCUCCUAAACAUGAUUCAAACGCUUCAGACAAGAGGAGGUACUCUGUACAGAAGGUUCCUGAUGUUGAGCUCCAGGUACUCUUCACAGAAGGUUCCUGAUGUUGAGCUCCACAGUGGAGGAGGUGCUCUUUACAGAAGGUUCCUGAUGUUGAUCUCCACUGUAGAGGAGGUACUCCUUACAGAAGGUUCCUGUAAGGAGUACCUCCUUGCUGUAGAGGAGGUGAAGUGUUUGGUCUGUAACAAGCAGCUUGGAUACAGUAAUAACACCUCAUCUAUGCUGAGGCACUAUAGAGCCUUGAAUGAGAACAAGGAGACCAACCAAACUGGACCAAGCUCAGCAAACAUGGGUGCUUGUAACCUACGGGAACCUGUUGGAGCAGCAUUGGCAGGCCUCAAGACCGACAUAACACUGCUAACAUCAGAGCAGUACACUAUCAUAGCAGACAGUGUCAAAACUCAGGCUUCCGAGGAGGAUUCUGAGGAGGCUCCCGAGGAUGUUACAGAGGAGGUUUUAGAGGAGACUUUACGAGACAACCUUCUUUUCCACAGUCUUCAGGACCGGCAAAUCCAUAUGCUGGUCCAGAACCUGGAUUCUAGGGGUACCCGGAGAACCCGACAGGGAAGUAAUAUUGAUUCCCUUAAUGCCCAGCAACAAAUGCCAAAGACCUCUAUUGGCAUUUAUGCCAUCCUGCAUGAAGGGGAUGAUGGUGGCAAGGAAGAUCCAGAGGAUGUGGGAAUCAUCAUUGAGAGAGUCUCUCGAGUCGACGAGCUGGAGCAGUACACUCGGAGGGAGGACUUGAUCAUCUCGGGGCUGGAGACUCGACACCGGACCUACGCACGGGCGGCAGCUAACGCCGACACCUCAGAGGACGCGCCGAGAGGGGAGCUGCUGUCGCUGGAGCAAGAGGUGGUGGACUUUUUGAACACACAGGAAUAUUUCCAGAUCACAUGA
Messenger RNA from Periophthalmus magnuspinnatus, 2595 nucleotides. It is a transcript of the gene ccdc13, whose product is annotated as coiled-coil domain containing 13. Gene Ontology annotation, cellular component: centriolar satellite. Gene Ontology annotation, biological process: cytoplasmic microtubule organization; non-motile cilium assembly. The transcript is spliced from 19 exons. Bases 1 to 2595 code for a protein of 864 amino acids. The record is from RefSeq and is a predicted model, not a curated record. NCBI's taxonomy places the organism in Eukaryota, Metazoa, Chordata, Actinopteri, Gobiiformes, Gobiidae.